Messenger RNA from Drosophila miranda, 1458 nucleotides. Its product is annotated as tubulin alpha-3 chain. Gene Ontology annotation, molecular function: GTP binding; structural constituent of cytoskeleton. The transcript has 3 exons. Bases 26 to 1402 code for a protein of 458 amino acids. Gene Ontology annotation, cellular component: cytoplasm; microtubule. Gene Ontology annotation, biological process: mitotic cell cycle; microtubule cytoskeleton organization. NCBI's taxonomy places the organism in Eukaryota, Metazoa, Arthropoda, Insecta, Diptera, Drosophilidae. The record is from RefSeq and is a predicted model, not a curated record.
AUUUAACAGGAGUCGGAGAUGAUCUAUGGCCGGAAAAGGGGAGAUCAUCCAAAUUCAUAUUGGUCAGGCGGGGGUGCAGAUAGCCAAUGCCUGCUGGGAGCUCUACUGCCUGGAGCAUGGCGUCAUUGCCAAUGGCCGUUUGAUACAACAGCCGCCAGAUGACUCAUUUCUCACCUUCUUCGAGACCACCAGCCAGCAGUCUUGUGUCCAGCCGAGAGUCGUGAUGAUCGACACAGAGCCCACGGUUAUUGAUGAAAUCCGUACGGGCGCCUAUAAGAAUCUCUUUCAUCCGGACACUCUCAUCACUGGGAAGGAUGACAGCGGCAGCAACUUUUCACGGGGCUAUAAUCUGAUGGCCAGUGAGCUGUUGGAUCGCUCGAUGAAUGCCAUUCGACGGGUGGCCGAUCGCUGCCGGGGUCUCAGGGGUUUCCUGGUCUAUCGGGCGAUUGGCGGUGGCUCGGGCUCGGGUCUGGGGACACGCAUCAUGGAGAAGCUGGUGGAGGAUUUUGGCAAGAAGAUGACCAUAGUGGAGUUUCUGGUGUAUCCUUCGCCUUCGAUAUCCCCUGUGAUUGUGGAGCCCUACAAUGCCCUGCUGGCCACACACUUCUCCAUGGACUGUGCGGACGUGUCUUUUAUUGUGGACAACGAGGCGCUGUAUGAUAUCUGUGCGAAUACCCUCAAUGUACCCGCCCCGACCUACACCAAUCUGAAUCGCAUCAUUGGCCAGGUGGUGUCGGGCUUUACGGCCUCGCAGCGCUUUGGCGGACAGUCGAGCGUGAGUUUUCAGGAGCUGCAAACGAAUCUGGUGCCGUAUCCGCGCAUCCACUAUCCGCUGAUCAACUAUGCCCCCCUGGUGCCCCACUCGCACGCGCAGUUCGUGAACAUGUCGACGGCCCAGCUGACGGGGCAGUGCUUUCAGAUGAGCAACCAAAUGGUGCGCUGCAAUCCGUCGCACGGCAAGUACAUGGCCUGUGUGCUGCUCUAUCGCGGUGACAUUGCCACCAACGAGAUCAACCUGGCGCUGGAGAACAUCAAGAGGUCGAGAUCGUUUCGGUUUGUGGACUGGUCGCCCACCGGCUUCAAGGUAGGCGUCAGCAACAUGCCGCCGGCAUACGUGCCCGGCGGCGAUCUGGCGCCCACAAACAGCGCCUGCGUGGCCGUCUCGAACAACACGAACAUACGGAUCGCCUGGUGCCGGCUGGUCAAUAAGUUCGAUAAGCUGUAUCAGAGGCGCGCCUUUGUCUACCAUUAUGUGGGCGAGGGCCUCGAGGAGGGGAACUUCGCCGAGGCCUCCGAGAAUAUCUGCCAGCUAGUCCACGAUUAUCUCGAGGUGGAUGCCUCGGCACCGAACUCGCGACGCGGCACCGACGCCGACAAUGGCGGUUCAACGGGCUCCAAUUGAUGUUGUGUUCUUUCUCUUCCCCCAAAAUAUAAACCAAAAUUUGACUGUGAAGAAAA